UAUUUUUCUGCUUUAACUAUUUUUUGUCGUGAAAAAAAAAAAUUCUUUUUUUUUUUUCUCAUUUUUAUUUUCUUCAUUAAGUUACUGAGCAAAAAAAAAAUAGUUAUAGGAAAAAUUAAAUAAAAUAAAUUAAGAUGAAAUAUUUUCGCUUGUUGGCUAUUAUUUUGGCCUUGAAUUUAUUUUCCACGGUUAGGACUGCUCCAUUAGAAAAUGAUGUAGAAAAAGUAGAGGAAAAAGAAGAUUACAGAUUACCAACAAAUGUUGUACCAACAAACUAUAAUUUGACAAUUAAACCAUAUAUUCUUAGAGAUGGUAUAGAGAGGGAAAAAUUCCAAUUUGAUGGAUUUGUCAAUAUACUUUUAAAACCAAUUGUAGACAAUGUAGAUAAAAUUGCUUUACACAAAAAAAAUAUUACAAUCAUUAGUAGAACACUAGUUAAACAAGGUACGCCUGAAGAAAAAAUCGAUAUUACUAAUGACAAUGACAAUGCAAAAACCGAUAUAUGGACUUUAACUUUGAAAGAACCUCUAGUAAAGGAUCAACAUUACAUUUUGAGAAUAAAUUAUACUGGUUAUAUGGGAGAUGAUAUGAAAGGUUUUUACAAAAGUAGUUAUAAGAAAAAGAAUGGCGAGAUUAUAUGGAUUGGUGCAACGCAGUUCCAAACCCACCACGCUAGACGGGCAUUUCCUUGCUUCGAUGAACCAGGAUUCAAGGCAACUUUUGAUAUUCAUAUUAAUCAUGAAAAGGAGUUCACAAAAGUUAUCAGUAAUACAAAACAAGUAGGCGACCCAAAAAAUGAUGGAGAUGACCGGAAAAUUGUAACCUUUUCUACAACACCCAAAAUGUCUACUUAUCUUGUCGCUUUCCUCGUAUCAGACUUUAUAGAAAAUGGUGAUUCCAACGAUCUUUCAAUUGUUGCACGUCCCGAAUAUGAAUCCCAAACACAAUACAGCUUACAAGCAGGGAAAACCUUGUUAAAAACGUUAGGAGAUUAUUUUGAAUUACCAUACAAAGAUCUUGGUAAUCCAAAAAUGCAUAUGGCAGCAAUUCCAGAUUUUUCGGCCGGUGCAAUGGAAAAUUGGGGUCUUCUUACAUAUAGAGAGCGUGCUCUAUUGAAUGAUGACAAAGAAACCACAGACAUGGGUCAGCAAAGCAUUUCUCUAAUAAUUGCACAUGAGCAAACACAUAUGUGGUUUGGUGAUUAUGUUACAUGUGAUUGGUGGAACCAUACUUGGUUGAAUGAAGGGUUUGCUACAUAUUUCCAAUAUUUCGGCUCUGCUAAGGAAUAUCCAAAAUGGGAUUUGGACAAGCAAUUUGUUGUCGAUCAAGUUCAUACCGUUUUGCCUAGAGAUUCGUUGAGUGAUACGCAUGCAAUGAGUGAUAAAAACAUAAAUUCUCCAACAGAUUUAGGUAAAAUGUUCGGUUCUAUUUCAUACAACAAAGGCGCAUCAAUAAUUCGUAUGAUUAGAUACUCCAUGGGUGAAGAAAAAUUCCAGAAAGCUAUUAGGAAAUAUUUAAAAGACAAUAAGGAAGGUAGUUCUAGACCAGCGUUGUUAUUCAAAGCUUUUGAUAGUGAAUGGAAACCUGAAAACUUAAACACAACUGAAUUUUAUUUAUCUUGGACUGAACAAGUUGGAUAUCCUAUUAUAAAAGUUAAGCUCUCUGAAGACCGUAAAAAAAUUGAAAUUGAACAGCAAAGAUUCCUGUUAGAAGAUGAUGCUGGAAAUGAAGAUCUUAUAUAUUAUGUACCAUUUACAUACACAACACAAAAGAAUCCGAAAUUUGGAACACCUAAUCCAGGAGACAUACAAUUUUUCAACAAAAAUUCUACGACAUUUUCGGUAUCCGAGGAAUUAGGUGAAUCAGAUUAUGUUAUUGCAAACAUUGAACAAAUGGGGUAUUUCCGAGUUUGGUAUGAAGAUCAUAUGUUACACAACAUUCAUCAUGCUUUAACAACUGAAAAUUUCGGUAAAAUUGGUGAAAUAAAUCGCGCACAUUUGAUUGACGAUCUAUUCAAUUUUGGACGUGCUGGUACUAUGAAAUACGACUUGAUAUUUGAUGUCUUGUCUUACCUUGAAAAGGAAAAACAUUACAUACCAUGGAAAGCAGCUUUUAGUGGAUUUAAAAAUAUUGAAGCAAGAUUAGGUAAAGAAAACGAUGAUCUAAAAAAAAGGCUGCAUAUGGCCCUACCGGCAGUUUAUGAUCAUUUGACAUUUAAUCAAACAAAUGAUGAAUCAAGGCUUGAUACUUAUAAUAGAGCAAACGUUUUAAGUUGGGCAUGUAAAUAUGACUUUAAAGAUUGUAAUGAAAACUCAAUGAAAUUAUUUGACGAUUUUAAAAAAGAUAAAAAAAACGCUAUUAAUAAAAACAUUCGUUCUGUUGUUUAUUGUUCUGCCGUAAGAACAGCUGAAAAUCUAACAAAUUAUAACUACUUAAAAGAUCAUUUUAUUUCAACUGAAACAUCAACUGAGCAAACGCUAGUAUUAAAUGCAUUAGGUUGCGUUAAAAAACAAGAACAUAUUAAAGCACAUUAUGAUUUUAUACUAUCCGAUGCUGUACGUAAACAAGAUAGACAAGCCGCCUUAAAUGCACUGAUUGCUGAAAAUCCAGAAAGCCCACAACAUGUAUUUGAUUUAAUUGUAAAUGAACAUGGAAAAUUAGGAGAAGCCCUUGGAGGAUAUGAAACUGAUGUAGCUAAUGUUGUGUUAAAUAUAGCAUCACAUUUCAAUUCAGAAGAGCAAAAGAAAUCAAUAGAAAAAUUCAGUGAAAAAUUGACCCAAGAAGCACCUAAAAACACAUUGAAAGAUGCCGUAAAAAGAGUUGAAAAGAAUAUGAGCUGGUUGGAUAAAUAUAAAGCAGAUUUAGUAAAAGGUCUAAGAGGUGGUGCAGCAGCUAUAACAUUUAGUGCAGUAUUAAUAGCAUUUACAACAAUUUUAAUGUAUAUGAAAGAUUUUCGCUUACUGGGCAUUAUUUUGCUCUUAAAUUUAUUCUACACAAUUAGAACUGCUCCAUUAGAAAAUGAAAUAGAAAAUGUAGACGAAAAAGAAGAGUACAGAUUACCAACAAAUGUUGUACCAACAAACUAUAAUUUGACAAUUAAACCAUAUAUUCUUAGAGAUGGUAUAGAGAGGGAAAAAUUCCAAUUUGAUGGAUUUGUCAAUAUACUUUUAAAACCAAUUGUAGACAAUGUAGAUAAAAUUGCUUUACACAAAAAAAAUAUUACAAUCAUUAGUAGAACACUAGUUAAACAAGGUACGCCUGAAGAAAAAAUCGAUAUUACUAAUGACAAUGACAAUGCAAAAACCGAUAUAUGGACUUUAACUUUGAAAGAACCUCUAGUAAAGGAUCAACAUUACAUUUUGAGAAUAAAUUAUACUGGUUAUAUGGGAGAUGAUAUGAAAGGUUUUUACAAAAGUAGUUAUAAGAAAAAGAAUGGCGAGAUUAUAUGGAUUGGUGCAACGCAGUUCCAAACUCAUUAUGCUAGGCAAGCAUUCCCAUGUUUUGAUGAACCAGGAUUCAAAGCAACUUUUGAUAUUCAUAUUAAUCAUGAAAAGGAGUUCACAAAAGUUAUCAGUAAUACAAAACAAGUAGGUGACCCAAAAAAUGAUGGAGAUGACCGGAAAAUUGUAACCUUUUCUACAACACCCAAAAUGUCUACUUAUCUUGUCGCUUUCCUCGUAUCAGACUUUAUAGAAAAUGGUGAUUCCAACGAUCUUUCAAUUGUUGCACGUCCCGAAUAUGAAUCCCAAACACAAUACAGCUUACAAGCAGGGAAAACCUUGUUAAAAACGUUAGGAGAUUAUUUUGAAUUACCAUACAAAGAUCUUGGUAAUCCAAAAAUGCAUAUGGCAGCAAUUCCAGAUUUUUCGGCCGGUGCAAUGGAAAAUUGGGGUCUUCUUACAUAUAGAGAGCGUGCUCUAUUGAAUGAUGAUAAAGAAACAACAGACAUUGCCCAACAAAGAAUAUCUUUAGUUAUUGCACAUGAGCAAACACAUAUGUGGUUUGGUGAUUAUGUUACAUGCGAUUGGUGGAACCAUACUUGGUUAAAUGAAGGUUUCGCUAGGUAUUUUCAAUACUUUGCUUCCGCUAAGGAAUAUCCAAAAUGGGAUUUGGACAAACAAUUUGUUGUCGAUAAUGUUCACACUGUUUUGCCUAGAGAUUCGUUGAGUGAUACGCAUGCAAUGAGUGAUAAAAACAUUAAUUCCCAAACAGAAAUACGUAAAAUGUUCGGCACAAUUUCGUAUAACAAAGGCUCAUCAAUAAUUCGUAUGAUUAGAUACUCCAUGGGUGAAGAAAAAUUCCAGAAAGCUAUUAGGAAAUAUUUAAAAGACAAUAAGGAAGGUAGUUCUAGACCAGCGUUGUUAUUCAAAGCUUUUGAUAGUGAAUGGAAACCUGAAAACUUAAACACAACUGAAUUUUAUUUAUCUUGGACUGAACAAGUUGGAUAUCCUAUUAUAAAAGUUAAGCUCUCUGAAGACCGUAAAAAAAUUGAAAUUGAACAGCAAAGAUUCCUGUUAGAAGAUGAUGCUGGAAAUGAAGAUCUUAUAUAUUAUGUACCAUUUACAUACACAACACAAAAGAAUCCGAAAUUUGGAACACCUAAUCCAGGAGACAUACAAUUUUUCAACAAAAAUUCUACGACAUUUUCGGUAUCCGAGGAAUUAGGUGAAUCAGAUUAUGUUAUUGCAAACAUUGAACAAAUGGGGUAUUUCCGAGUUUGGUAUGAAGAUCAUAUGUUACACAACAUUCAUCAUGCUUUAACAACUGAAAAUUUCGGUAAAAUUGGUGAAAUAAAUCGCGCACAUUUGAUUGACGAUCUAUUCAAUUUUGGACGUGCUGGUACUAUGAAAUACGACUUGAUAUUUGAUAUCUUGUCUUACCUUGAAAAGGAAAAACAUUACAUACCAUGGACAGCAGCUUUUAGUGGGUUUAAAAAUAUUGAAGCAAGAUUAGGUAAAGAAAACGAUGAUCUAAAAAAAAGGCUGCAUAUGGCCCUACCGGCAGUUUAUGAUCAUUUGACAUUUAAUCAAACAAAUGAUGAAUCAAGGCUUGAUACUUAUAAUAGAGCAAACGUUUUAAGUUGGGCAUGUAAAUAUGACUUUAAAGAUUGUAAUGAAAACUCAAUGAAAUUAUUUGACGAUUUUAAAAAAGAUAAAAAAAACGCUAUUAAUAAAAACAUUCGUUCUGUUGUUUAUUGUUCUGCCGUAAGAACAGCUGAAAAUCUAACAAAUUAUAACUACUUAAAAGAUCAUUUUAUUUCAACUGAAACAUCAACUGAGCAAACGCUAGUAUUAAAUGCAUUAGGUUGCGUUAAAAAACAAGAACAUAUUAAAGCACAUUAUGAUUUUAUACUAUCCGAUGCUGUACGUAAACAAGAUAGACAAGCCGCCUUAAAUGCACUGAUUGCUGAAAAUCCAGAAAGCCCACAACAUGUAUUUGAUUUAAUUGUAAAUGAACAUGGAAAAUUAGGAGAAGCCCUUGGAGGAUAUGAAACUGAUGUAGCUAAUGUUGUGUUAAAUAUAGCAUCACAUUUCAAUUCAGAAGAGCAAAAGAAAUCAAUAGAAAAAUUCAGUGAAAAAUUGACCCAAGAAGCACCUAAAAACACAUUGAAAGAUGCCGUAAAAAGAGUUGAAAAGAAUAUGAGCUGGUUGGAUAAAUAUAAAGCAGAUUUAAUAAAAGGUCUAAGAGGUGGUGCAGCAGCUAUAACAUUUAGUGCAGUAUUAAUAGCAUUUACAACAAUUUUAAUGUAUUUAAGUAAACAAAAUUUGUUGAUAAUAAUCAAGCGGUUCGCGCGGCCUCGCAUUGUAAAAUAUUAUUAUUACAUUAGAACAAUGCAUUCGAAAUUACAAUUAUUUAUAAUUUUUAGCACAGUAUACCUGUUCGAAUUUUCAUUAUCACAUCAAACUCUACAAAAUGAUUUCUUUAAAGAAGAAAUGACUACACAUCGAUUAAAAGGAUUAAUAGAACCAAUACAUUAUAAUAUUAAUUUAACGGUUUAUAUGACAGAUGAACUAAAACAAUUUACUUAUUACGGUCGUGUCUCAAUAUUAUUUAAAACAUUUUUAAGUAAUAUUAAUGAAAUUAUAUUACACAAAAGUGAUUCAAUUAGAAAUAUGUCAGAAAUAAUAUUUGAAAAUUGUUAUACUAAAGAACAUUUUCAAAUAAGUGAAAUUAAAAUUAAUAACGCUACAGAAAAAUAUGGUAUUGUGUUAGAUAAAUCAAUGCAACCGGGUAUCAUAUAUAAUUUAACAAUAGAAUUUAAGAAUAAUUUAUCAAAUGAUAUGAUAGGAUUUUAUAAAAGUAGUUAUAAAGAUGAAAAUGGAAAUAAAAAAUGGCUUGCAACCACACAAUUUAAUGAUAAACAUGCAAGGAAAGCAUUCCCAUGUUUUGAUGAACCAAAAUUUAAAGCAACUUUUAAUAUAACAUUGAAUCAUGAGAAACAAUUUAGUGCCAGAAGUAACACAAGAUUGUCAAACACAAUUAUAUAUGGAUCCCGUGCAGAUGAUACUUUUGAAAUAACUCCAAAAAUGUCAACUUAUCUGGUAGUAUUUUUAAUAUCAGAAUACGCCGAUAAAAGCUUUGAUAAUCACUUAACAGUUUUAGCUCCAAUUCAUAUUUUGGAUUAUUCUAAAUAUGCUUUGGAAACGGGAUCAAAAUCUUUGAAAGCAUUAAAUGAAUAUUUUCAAAUAGAUUAUGACGAAUUAGGUAUUGAUAAAAUGGAUAUGGCCGCCAUACCAGAUUUUGCAGCUGGAGCAAUGGAAAAUUGGGGUCUCUUGUUGUUUAAAGAGAAGUAUUUUCUCUACGACGAAAACACAACUUCAGAAUUAGAUAAACAACGAAUUGCAACUGUAAUAGCACAUGAACAAAGUCAUAUGUGGUUUGGAAAUUUGAUAACAUUGGAAUGGUGGAAUCAUCUGUGGGUGAAUGAAGGUUUUGCAAGAUUUUUUGAAUAUUUUAUACCUCAUACGAUAAAUUCUGAUUGGGAAUUGAAUAAAUUGUUUGUUUUUGAGCAAAUUCAUAGUUCAUUACUAAUCGAUUCACUUGAAGGAACGGGACCUAUGACGAUUCAUGAAUCAGAUACAUUACCAUAUAAUCCACCACCCGCAUACACAGUUGUUUCUUAUAAUAAAGGUGCAUCCAUUCUUAGAAUGUUUCAAUAUUGUAUGGGAAAAGAAAAUUUCAGGAAUGCUAUGCAGAACUUAUUAAUAGAAAAGAAAUUUCAAUACGCAACACCAGAAGACGUUUUAAUAAGAUUUCGAAAUAAAUGGAUUCAUAAAGAUGUAAAUUUUAUGCAGUUUUUCUCGGAAUGGACAGAGCAACCUGGGUACCCAGUUCUACAAAUUGAUUUAUUAGGUGAUAAAAAAACAAUUGAAAUAAAACAAAAGCGGUUUAUUUUGGAAGGAAACGCAACCAGCCCGGAACUUAACCCGAACCUACUAUAUACGAUUCCUAUAACAUUUACAACAAAUGUUAUGAAAAAUUUCACAAUUCCAAAAGAAGAAAAUAUAAUUUUUAUGAAAUCAUCUGAGUCGGUAAAGAAAAUUUUGAUUUCUGAGCAACCAAUUAAUUGGAUUAUACUAAACAUUCAACAAUUGGGCUUUUAUCGUGUAAAUUAUGAUGAAAAAACCUGGUUAAACUUAAAAGAAGCCCUGAGUAAAUCAAUAUCUGACAUAAAUGAAAUCAACAGGGCUAAUUUAAUUGAUGAUCUAUUUAAUUUUGCAAGAUCAGGUUUAUUAAAAUAUCAAUUUGUAUUCAAAAUUUUAGAAUAUCUUAAAGUAGAAACUGAAUAUAUACCAUUAUCAGCAGCAUUAAAUGGUUUUCAUUUUUUAAAAAUCAGAUUGGGUCAAGAAUAUGAAAAAGAAUUUAAUGAAUUUCUUGUAAAUAUUUUAAGCAAAGCUUACAAUGAAAAUGGUCUUGAAGAAAAAUCUAACGAUGAAUUAUUAAAAAUUUAUAAUAGAAGCAAAAUUUUAAAAUGGAUUUGUAAAUUUGGACACAGUGAUUGCAUUAAAAAAUCAUUAGAAUUAUUUGAAAGUGAAAUGAAGCAGAAGAAAAAAAUUCCAAAAAAUAUUCGAAAUGCCAUUUAUUGUACUGCUUUGGGAAAUUCAUUCGAUAAUGAAGCCAACAUAACUUUUGAAUAUACAAAAGAAGUUUAUAAAAAUAUGAAAAAUCCAACAGAUCAACAAUCACUUCUCGCUAUUUUAGGAUGUGUAAGCUCAGAAAGUAAUAUCAAACAACAUUUCGAUUUCAUCUUAUCAGAAGAUGUAAGAUUACAAGAUAAAAUGUUUGCACUUAAUUCAUUAAUUUCUGAAAAUGUCAAUAAAAUUGAGUACAUCCUAAAUUUAAUUGGUUCAAAUUUGGAUGUAUUGGGGAAAUCAUUUGGUGGAGGAGAAAAUUCAGUUAUAGGUGUUAUAUCAAAUUUAGCUCAAUAUUUUACAGAAGAUAACCAAAUUACACUAAUGAAAGAUUUUAUAAAUAAAUCAUCAUACUUUACUGAAUCAGGUCGAAAAUCAUUUAACAAAAUAGUGGAUAAAGUAAUUAAAAAUGUACAGUGGAAGAAAGAUCAUAAGGAUGAUUUGGAAAAAGCUUUACACGGUACUGGAAACAAGCAUGUCAAUAACUCUAUAUUGUUAAUAUUAUUAGGAAUAUUUUUAUAUUAUAUAAUUUAUUAAAUUUUCUUUAGAAAUAAGGUAAAUGAGGAAUUUUUAUAAUUAUCUAUAAUUCGUAAACUGAUUUUUUAAUUUUGAUAA
Condylostylus longicornis is the source of this 8747-nucleotide messenger RNA. RefSeq lists its product as uncharacterized. NCBI's taxonomy places the organism in Eukaryota, Metazoa, Arthropoda, Insecta, Diptera, Dolichopodidae. Bases 135 to 8669 code for a protein of 2844 amino acids. Gene Ontology annotation, molecular function: peptide binding; zinc ion binding; metalloaminopeptidase activity. The transcript is spliced from 22 exons. Gene Ontology annotation, cellular component: cytoplasm. The record is from RefSeq and is a predicted model, not a curated record. Gene Ontology annotation, biological process: peptide catabolic process; proteolysis.